AUGUCAUACGGUCUCCCCACGAGUUCAGAUAGAUUUAGUAAGUCAACACACACUAAAGGCCGAAAUACUAGUACGGAUUCAUUCGAUUUAGAGUUCGAUCAUUCUUUCGAAGCUGCAUUAGAUAAUUUAGAGAUCAAUAGCAAUCAGGACAAUCUACCAAGAAAGUCGGUGGCUGACAGCGGUGAUAUCGGUCAGAUACGAGAAAGUUUCGAAAUGAGAUCAAUUGACGGUUCACAUGUCUUUGGUGAUUCACAGAGAAAUUCAAUUAAUAGAGAAUCUGAACCUCUGAUGCAAACUACGAGUCAUGAUCAAAGUCCCACAAAAUUUAAUCACUCAAAAAACACAUUAUUGGGUAAGCUCAUAUUCUCAUUGAAGUCUUCACUAAAUAAUAAGCCUUCCAUUACACUUGGUGAACAGCAUGUGGAAAGAGAAAUUCAUCCUGAUACGACACCAGUUUAUGAUAAAAAUAAAUAUCCUUCAAACGAAAUCUCGAACGCUAAAUACAACGCAAUCACUUUUAUCCCCACUUUAUUAUAUGAGCAAUUCAAAUUCUUUUUCAAUUUAUAUUUUUUACUAGUUGCAUUAUCUCAAGCCAUCCCGGCUUUAAGAAUCGGUUAUCUGUCAUCAUAUAUUGUUCCUCUGGCCUUUGUUCUGUCUGUAACAAUGGCAAAAGAGGCUUUAGAUGAUAUCCAAAGAAGAAGAAGGGAUAAAGAAUCGAAUAAUGAAUUAUAUGAAGUUUUAGGUAAGUCAACAUUAGUGCCAAGUAAAGAUUUAAAAGUUGGUGAUUUAGUCAAACUAAAUAAAGGUUCUAGAGUUCCAGCUGAUUUAAUACUGAUACAAUCUAGCGAACAAUCAGGAGAAUCCUUCAUUAAAACUGAUCAAUUAGAUGGUGAAACUGAUUGGAAGUUAAGAAUUGCGUGUCCUUUAACUCAAACGCUAGUAGAAGACGAGCUUUUGCAUAAAAUAAGCAUAACAGCAUCUCCUCCUGAAAAGUCCAUUCAUAAAUUUUUAGGUAAACUUUCUUAUAAAGAUGCAACUUCACAACCUUUGUCAAUCGACAAUACUUUAUGGGCAAACACAGUUAUUGCAUCCACUGGUUUCUGCAUAGGCUGUGUUAUUUAUACUGGUAAGGAUACAAGACAGUCAAUGAACACAACUACGGCUACGGUAAAGACAGGUCUAUUAGAAUUGGAAAUCAAUAGCAUUUCAAAGAUAUUAUGUGCCUCCGUAUUUAUCCUUUCUAUUUUGUUGGUAGUGCUGGCGGGUUUCCAUAAUGGGGAUUGGUACGUAGAUAUUAUGAGGUAUCUGAUCUUAUUUUCUACUAUUAUCCCAGUUUCACUGAGAGUAAAUCUCGACUUGGCAAAAUCUGUCUAUGCAUAUCAAAUUGAACAUGAUCGCACUAUACCAGAAACUGUAGUUAGAACAAGUACAAUACCCGAGGAUCUAGGGCGUAUAGAAUACCUAUUAAGUGAUAAAACUGGGACAUUAACUCAGAAUGAUAUGCAACUAAAGAAAAUUCAUUUAGGAACUGUUUCUUACUCUACAGAUACACUCGAUAUGGUUUCUGAUUAUGUCAGUACUAUAGUCAGUCCAAAUAAAAAGAUAAACGGUGGUUCAGCUAAUAUAAAUCAAAGUACAGCAAGAAAAGAUAUUGCUACGAAGGUCCGUGAUAUGAUACUUACGUUGGCUAUUUGCCAUAAUGUUACUCCAACGUUCGAAGAUGAUGAGUUAACAUAUCAAGCCGCCUCACCAGAUGAAAUUGCCAUUGUUAAAUUCACAGAAAGUGUAGGCCUGUCCCUAUUUAAGAGAGAUCGUCAAUCUAUUAGUUUGCUCCACAACGAUUCCAAUUCCAAUUUGAAUUAUGAGAUAUUGCAAGUUUUCCCCUUCAAUUCGGAUUCUAAACGUAUGGGUAUUAUCGUGCAUGAUAUGAAGCAUGAUGAAUACUGGUUUAUGCAAAAGGGUGCUGAUACAGUUAUGAGUAAAAUAGUGGAAAAUAACGAUUGGUUGGAAGAAGAAACUGGCAACAUGGCUAGAGAGGGUUUGAGAACCUUAGUAGUUGGUCGUAAAAAACUUAAUAAAAAGGUAUAUGGACAAUUCAAGAAAGAGUAUGAGGAAGCCUCUCUAUCUAUGCUGAACCGUGAUCAACAAAUGAACAAUGUUAUUUCCAAAUUUUUGGAACAUGAUCUGGAGUUAUUGGGAUUAACCGGUGUGGAAGAUAAGUUACAAAAGGAUGUUAAAUCGUCCAUUGAAUUAUUGAGGAAUGCUGGUAUCAAGAUUUGGAUGCUAACUGGUGAUAAAGUUGAAACCGCUCGUUGUGUUUCAAUAAGUGCAAAAUUGAUAUCUAGAGGACAAUAUGUGCAUGUUAUUACAAAACUAAAUAAAUAUGAAGGCGCUCUCAGUCAGUUGGAGUACUUAAAAGUUAAUCGAAAUGCAUGUCUAUUGAUCGAUGGUGAAUCGCUCGCAACAUAUUUGAAGUAUUACAAACAGGAGUUCUUCGAAGUAGCACUUUCCUUGCCAACAGUUGUGGCUUGUCGUUGUACUCCACAACAGAAGGCCGAUAUUGCCUUGAUCAUUCGUGAAUUAACAGGAAAAAGAGUAUGCUGCAUUGGUGAUGGUGGUAACGAUGUCAGUAUGAUUCAAUGUGCCGAUGUCGGUGUUGGUAUAGUUGGUAAAGAAGGUAAACAAGCCUCUUUAGCAGCUGACUUUUCUAUUAUUCAGUUCUGUCAUCUUACUGAGCUGCUAUUAUGGCAUGGUAGAAACUCUUACAAGAGAUCCGCCAAGUUGGCUCAAUUCAUCAUGCACAGAGGGUUAAUUAUUGCUAUCUGCCAGGCAGUCUUCUCUAUAUGUUCAAAAUUUGAACCCAUUGCACUAUAUCAAGGUUGGUUGAUGGUUGGGUACGCUACCGUUUAUACUAUGGCACCUGUAUUUUCUUUAACUUUGGAUCGUGAUAUUGAAGAAUCCCUAACCAAAUUGUAUCCAGAAUUAUACAAAGAAUUAACUGAAGGGAAGAGUUUGUCCUAUAAGACGUUUUUCGUUUGGUGUGCUCUUUCAUUGUAUCAAGGGUGUAUUAUUCAGCUUUUCUCACAAGCUUUUACAAGCGUGCAAUCGCAAGACUUUUCAAGAAUGGUUGCUAUAAGUUUUACUUCACUCGUCAUUAAUGAGUUGAUUAUGGUUGCAUUAGAAAUUUAUACGUGGAAUAAAGUGAUGACUAUAAGUGAGCUUGCUACACUUACAUGCUUCGUAGCGUCAGUUCCAUUUUUGACCGAUUACUUUGAUUUGAAGUAUAUGGUAACGCUGAGAUUUUAUGCUGGCCUAUUAAUUAUUCUAUUGAUAUCAAUCUUCCCAGUCUGGGCUUCAAAGGCAAUAUAUAGAGCAUUGCACCCUCCAAGUUAUGCCAAAGUACAGGAAUUUUCCACCGUAUAG
This is a messenger RNA of Kazachstania africana CBS 2517, 3423 nucleotides long. RefSeq names its product aminophospholipid-translocating P4-type ATPase NEO1 (gene NEO1). Gene Ontology annotation, molecular function: ATPase-coupled intramembrane lipid carrier activity; ATP hydrolysis activity; magnesium ion binding. Bases 1 to 3423 code for a protein of 1140 amino acids. Gene Ontology annotation, cellular component: plasma membrane; trans-Golgi network; endosome. The record is from RefSeq and is a predicted model, not a curated record. Gene Ontology annotation, biological process: endocytosis; retrograde vesicle-mediated transport, Golgi to endoplasmic reticulum; phospholipid translocation. NCBI's taxonomy places the organism in Eukaryota, Fungi, Ascomycota, Saccharomycetes, Saccharomycetales, Saccharomycetaceae. The transcript has a single exon.